AUGGAGGAACGCAAAAGCGCCCCCAUCCCAAGUGGACAACCUUGUUUCCGCAGUGACGACGACGGCACCGAACUCGCACGGUUUAUCUAUAAAUGCCUCGCUGGAUUCAUGGUGGUGUUAUUUGUGUUAUAUUAUUUAGGCACGCAUGUUGAGGCAGCUCCGGCGCCAUUAGCAAGUGACACUACGCUCAGCACCAGGUCAAUACAAGACGCUUCUUAAGGUGCAGGGCUGUCUGUGAGCGGUGUUUUAGCUGGACACUCGCUUGCCGGAAGGCCAGUUAAGAACCGUAGUAGUUACAUUAUCUGCGAGUUUAAAGCCUGUGUAGCCACGAUUGCAGUUUUCUUGGUAGCUUCCGCAGCAGUGGGAGCAUUUGGCGCCUCAGCUACCUCUCAAACUAAGCGGUCAUAACAGAAUAGUGUGCGUGCUGGUUACUAUUACCAUGCGGCCACCGGAUUUCACUAUGAGUUACAGGGAGUAGAUCCGGUUUCAUGUGGUUAUAUGGGCCAAGACUUAGCUAACCUAGCGAGCGAUGCAGGCAUCAGUAACACACUGGUUACGCGGAACAUAGCAGCGGCUAAUGACACCACAGCUUUGCACAAGAGAGAUGGUGAGUACGUGCACGGCGUGAGGUUUACGCACCAAGGGUUUGAUAAAACUGGCAUCCAUCUCUCGAACAACGUUGAAGAGUUCUUUAAAUCCUACCUCGAGUACAAGCCUCAAGCCAAUGAAACGUAUAGUCUUGCCAAGCGAUCUGAUGAGAUCACGUGGGCUUCUUAUACUAUAGCUUGGGCUGAUCAGCAGCAAGAAGCUGAGGCCGAAGGUAACGCCAGCGAAGAAGAGUACAAUGGAGCAGCUGAUACUGCAUUCGCCGACUGGAUAGGAUACGAUACGAGCGAUAAGUACUGCUUAGGUAUGGAAUGGAGCAGUACCAGGGGCGAAUUUGUGGCCGGUGAAGUAUUCUUCAACGCUUAUGGUAGCGUUGAUGGCCAAUGUUGGGACAUAUACGAGUAA
Messenger RNA from Lachancea dasiensis, 1011 nucleotides. The record is from the annotation of a GenBank genome assembly. NCBI's taxonomy places the organism in Eukaryota, Fungi, Ascomycota, Saccharomycetes, Saccharomycetales, Saccharomycetaceae.